Marmota monax (woodchuck) is the source of this 3953-nucleotide messenger RNA. Its product is annotated as dual specificity protein phosphatase 18-like. Gene Ontology annotation, biological process: protein dephosphorylation. Gene Ontology annotation, molecular function: MAP kinase tyrosine/serine/threonine phosphatase activity. NCBI's taxonomy places the organism in Eukaryota, Metazoa, Chordata, Mammalia, Rodentia, Sciuridae. The transcript has a single exon. The record is from RefSeq and is a predicted model, not a curated record. Bases 696 to 1262 code for a protein of 188 amino acids.
UCUGACUAGGAGCUCAUGGAUUCUUUUUCCAAUGGGUUUUAAUUCAUUCCAUUAUUCUUUCUGAUGCUCAGAGGUUUGUUUUGUUCUAAUGCAGCAUGAUAACAUUUUGAUCAUUAUUACUUGCUAUAAUUUAUUUAUUUUGGUGCCGGGGAUGGUGCCCAGGGCCUUUGCUAGGCAAAUGCUGUACCACUGAGCCCCCGCUGCAGUCCAUCAUUGCCCUUUAAAAGAGCUCUCUGAUUUUCCCCACCAUAUAUGGAUUUUUAAGUAUAUAACAUGUUUCAGAAGCUUUAAUUAGCAUUGCACUAACUUAGACAGUGUUGUCUUCUUGACUGCAUAUUUAGUCCUCCCAACAGGAGCAAAAUAUUAACAUUAAAAAUAAACUGGAGUGAUUUUGAAGCUGGUAAUUGGUUAAGUCGGAGCCCAGAAUGGAAGCCGAGAUUUCUCUGAGACCUGAGCAGCCAACUCCUCUCCUCAAGGAAAAACCAUUUUUAUGGAAACCAGAUUGCUGGGCCCAUGGAGAUUGUGGUCCAUGCAUCGAAACUGGUCUCUCUCCUUGAGACCUUUGGCUGGGGAUAAUUGGUGCCACUUUUUCAUCAAUGAACCCCCUCAUACUCCUACUGGAGAGAGUUUAGGGACACAGCUUAGCAGAAAAAUGCAGGCCUUCAUGUGUCACCAACUGCUGACCCACCGCCUUGAUGACAGCACCCCUGUGCACCUUCCCAGUUCAGUUCCAGGAGCCCUCAGUCAGCGGCCUCUCCCAGAUCACCAGAAGCCUGUACAUCAGCAAUGGUGUGGCUGCCAACAGCAAGCUCUUGCUGGCCAGCAACCAGAUCACUUCAGUCAGCAGUGUCUCAGUAGAGGUGGUAAAUACCUUCUGUGAGGAUAUCCAGUAUACACAGGUGCCUGUGGCUGAUGCACCCAUCUCAAAGCUCUAUGACUUCUUUGACCCCAUUGCUGACCACAACCACAGUGUGGAAAUGAAGCAGGGCUGUAUAUUGCUACACUGUGCUGCUGGCAUGAGCCGCUCAGCCACUUUGUGCCUUGCCUACCUCAUGAAGUACCAUGCCAUGUCCCUGCUGGAUGCCCAUACAUGGACCAAGUCAUGCCGGCCCAUCAUCCGACCCAACACUGGCUUUGGGGAGCAACUCAUCCAUUAUGAGUUCCAGCUGUUUGGCCAGAAUACUAUACACAUGGCCCGCUCCCCAGUGGGAAUGAUCCCUGACAUCUAUGAGAAGGACAUCUGUUUGAUGAUUCCACUGUAAAUCAUCCCCUAAGCCCCUGCUUUGGGUCAGUGUACAGACCUGUUGUUGGUCCUAUAUCAGGAUCUGAACUUGAACAAUCUUUGUCGAUACAGGAAUGCACCAGAUGAUACCUUUUAUAAGGGAAAAAAAAAAAAGAGAAAGUGAUGCCACAGCUUUCAACUUUGUAACCCAUAUCUUUAAAGAUUACACUCAAUUAUUAGAGGUAAAGAUAAGUUUUUUACCCCAUGAGUGGGACAGGCCAUGGCUGCUGGUCAGAGGGUGAAAUGAGGCAGGUGGUACACUGGACAGAGACCAGAGCCCCAGUGCCUGGAGUCUGCUGCCUUCCCUAGACUGAACAACUCAGAAAUGAGACUGUUCAAUCCCACUUUGCUCCUUCAAACCCAAAGCCAGAGCCUUAAGCAUGGCACCCUCUGAACUUUUCACAAUAAGUGCCAACCUACUGGAUAAGUGGCCUUCAAAUAGUGCUCUAGGAACUCUACAGGCCCCAAACAAACCACAUCCACCAGUGGCCCUACUCUAGUUUUCUAAGAUCAGGUUAACACAGAAGAUAGUUUUCAAAUAAACAUUCCCCUGUCAUAAACUUUUUAAAAAUUAAAAAAAAAAUAAACUGAGCUAAAUUAAUGCUUAAUAUUUAAUGUAUUUUGUUUCUAUAAGGAUAAAGUCCUCUUUUCCCAUUGACUUUUUUUUUCUUUCUAGCUGCUUGUCACUAGCAUAUAGGAAUGCAAUUGAUUUUUGUAAAUUUAUCUCCUUUUUCACCACUAGUGUGAACUCAUUUAUUACUUCCAGUAAUUUUCUGGUUGAUUUCUUUGGAUUUUCUCGUCAGCAGUAACAUUCUGUUCAGAGGUAAUUGCUUUGUUAUGCCUUCUUUCUCACGUUUCUGAGUCCAGUUGCUUUUCCUUCUGCGAUGGGAGCCACCAGUGUUUCUAGAACUAGAUAAAAGGGGUGGGCACAGGAGACAUCUGUCCUGACGUGGCCAGGGUAGGGGGGUGGCAUGCUGGGACCUUGGCCACAUGGCACCAUUGUGAGUCGGGAAAACAGGCUGGGCAGGUGCCUGGCCACAGCUGCCCUGAAGGCUAUCCCCAAGGAGGAUGGACCCUGGAGUGGUCGAACGCUGGUGUUGCUGUGGGAAGGGGUCAGGUGUAGAGGGAAAGGGUCUGGCAAGAGGUGUCCAGGGUCUGGCUGUGGGGUCAGGGGAGGUGGUCAGAAGCAGCAAAGCAAAGAGAACGGACAGAAUGUACACAGAUGGCUAGCGCUGACCUUGGGUAGUCAUAAGUUGCUGGUGAAGCCCAGACAGUCCCCACCCUCUGCUGUGGUCUUGGACAGGUUGGUGGGGGCUGGCACAGGCAGGACCCCAUCAUACUUUUCUCCUUAUUUUUUAAAACAGGGUGACUAUAGCUUACCACCGUUAAGUAGCAUGUUGCUACUUGAGUUAGAGUUAUAUCCUUUAGCAUGUUAAAAAGACCUCCCUUCCAUGUCCCUUCUCCUUUUUUUAGUCUUACUGAAGAGCAGAUGGUAUAUUGUACCAAAUGACUUCUCAACAUCUAUUAAACAUUUUAAUGAUGAUUGCUGUUUUCCCAGUUUAUGCAAAGAAUUGCGUUUGUUGAGGCAAAUUUCAGAUUGGCUGGACAUGGUCAAGCGCUCAUCCUCUACCCCUUCCACACCUGACUUUGGCCACCCAACACCUGGAAUGGGAGCGAUAUUGUUCCCUAAAGGAAAGUCAGGAUGUGCCUGCCAGGUGACCUUGGGAAGAAGCUACAGAUGUACAAUACAGCCUGACCUCCCAGCCCACAAGUGCUCUCCAUUCCCAGCCUACCCUGGGGGAGCAGGAAGGGUCAUGGUUUCUGUGGUUCUCUGAGGACAGGCAUGGAACCUCACAAGGGCAUAGUCAGUGUUACUUGGAUGACUGAGUGAGAGAAUCAAUGCAGGACAGGGGGACUAGCCCAGAACUGGGAGCCCAGGUCCUCUGCAGCUCUGCCCCCUGAAGUCUUGUGAUCUGUCCUGUGAUCUGCUUCUGGAGGCUGCCAGAGGAAAGUUGGAGAGGCAGAGCACUUUGUGACCAACUACUCAGGUUCUGGGGCUGGAGAGAUCAUGGAUCAACACCCAGCUUGCCGUCUUGCUGGCUCUGUGAGCCUGGAUAGCUCUCCUCACUUCUUGAGCCUCAUUGGUGGAAGUGGGGCUGCAGCCAUGCUCCACGAGUGGGUAACUUUGUGGGUGAAUGAAAGGAUGAGGGGAAGCAUGUGGCACAGCUCCUGUGGAUCUUCAGCACCUGAUGUAGGGGAGUAACCAUCGGGGCCUCUCUGCAGCUUUAGGAGCAUUUAGAAGAGAAAGCACUGCACUGGUUGUAGAUAUGUGAAUCUCUUGGCAGGGAGAGAUAAGCAUCCAAGUCCAAGUGUCACCAGAGGGGUUCUGAGGAAGUCCCUACAAUGGGGAGAAGGGGACUCAACUGGGCCCCAGGGAAGAAUUUGCCACAGGAAAGAAUUUCAGGGCACAUCAGAAAAUAAAGCAUUGCUAAAUUUGUUCUAUGAAAGAAAUCAACUGGGCAGUGUGCAUUCAGAGAAGGACACAGUGUGGGCGUUCCAGAGAGAGACACGCUUUGGGGGCUUCGGGUUCUUCUUUGAAAGAAAACCUUGUGAGGCUGUGCAGGGGAGGGUAUGUGUGCUGGGACUCCCUGGCAAAUGCUGCUUUUUGAUU